CGUGCCCAGAUUCGGAUGUUUCAGAAUCUCAGAAUUCCAGAUCUAUGGAAAUGCAGGAUCUAGCGAGUCCUCAUAAUCUUGUGGGAAGCAGUGAAGUACCAGGUAGUUCUAAACUGGACAAAUCUAAUCUUAGCACCACAUCUGUUACAACAAAUGGAACAGGCGGAGACAACAUGACUGUUUUAAACACUGCAGACUGGUUGUUGAGUUGCAGCACUCCUUCUUCUGCAACAAUGUCUCUUCUCGCAGUCAAAACAGAGCCUCUGAACAGUAAUGACUCAACAACAACAACAAGUGGAGAUGGAUCUCUUGACAAUUUUACUGGGUCAGUAAUAACAAGUAGCGGCUACAGUCCAAGAUCAUCACAUCAAUAUUCACCGCAACUAUAUUCCUCCAAGCCCUAUCCACAUAUCCUUUCUACACCAGCAGCUCAGACAAUGUCUGCCUAUGCCAGUCAGACCCAGUAUUCAGGCAUGCAGCAGCCAGCAGUGUAUACAGCCUACUCACAGACUGGGCAGCCUUACAGCUUACCUGCUUACGAUUUGGGUGUAAUGUUGCCAGGCAUCAAGACAGAAAGUGGACUUUCACAAACACAAUCACCACUGCAGACUGGGUGUCUUAGUUACAGCCCAGGGUUCUCCACACCACAGCCAGGCCAAGCACCAUAUUCAUACCAAAUGCCAGGUUCUAGUUUUACACCAUCCUCCACUAUUUAUGCAAACAAUUCAGUAUCAAAUUCUACAAACUUCAAUAGUUCACAACAGGAUUAUCCAUCGUAUGCAGCUUUCAGUCAAAAUCAGUAUCCACAGUAUUAUUCAGCAUCAACAUACGGAGCAUACAUGACAUCAAAUAACACCACUGAUGGUACCUCUUCAUCCUCAUCAACAUACCAGCUCCAGGAAUCCCUUCCAGGGCUUAAUAGCCAACCAGGAGAGUUUGACACUAUGCAGAGCCCUUCAACACCAAUCAAAGAUCUUGAUGAAAGAACAUGUAGGAGUUCUGGGUCAAAAUCAAGGGGCAGAGGGAGGAAAAAUAACCCAUCUCCUCCUCCUGAUAGUGACUUGGAGCGUGUAUUUGUUUGGGAUUUGGAUGAAACUAUCAUUGUCUUCCAUUCACUUCUUACAGGAUCUUAUGCACAGAAAUAUGGAAAGGAUCCACCUGUAGCAGUGACUCUUGGACUUCGGAUGGAAGAAAUGAUUUUUAAUCUUGCUGAUACUCAUUUAUUCUUCAAUGAUUUGGAGGAAUGUGAUCAAGUACAUAUAGAUGAUGUAUCCUCAGAUGACAAUGGACAAGACCUAAGUACCUACAGUUUUGCAACUGAUGGCUUCCAUGCAGCUGCAAGUAGUGCAAACCUUUGUCUGCCAACAGGUGUAAGAGGAGGAGUUGACUGGAUGAGGAAGCUGGCAUUCCGUUACAGAAGAGUCAAAGAAUUAUAUAAUACUUACAAAAACAAUGUAGGAGGACUUCUUGGCCCUGCAAAAAGAGAUGCAUGGCUACAGUUAAGAGCAGAGAUUGAAGCUCUCACUGACUCCUGGCUGACCAAUGCACUCAAAUCUUUAUCAAUUAUUAGUACAAGGAGUAACUGUGUAAAUGUCUUGGUAACAACAACGCAACUUGUACCAGCCCUAGCAAAAGUGCUGCUGUAUAGUUUAGGAGGUGUUUUUCCUAUCGAAAAUAUUUACAGUGCAACUAAAAUAGGAAAAGAAAGUUGCUUUGAACGAAUAAUGCAAAGGUUUGGCAGAAAAGUAGUAUAUGUUGUAAUUGGGGAUGGUGUAGAAGAAGAACAGGCAGCAAAAAAGCAUAACAUGCCUUUCUGGAGAAUAUCUAGUCACUCUGACCUCCUGGCUCUACACCAAGCGCUGGAAUUAGAGUAUUUGUAACUGUCGUUACAUAGUUGACAAAUUCUUUUAUAU
Molecule: messenger RNA, 1913 nt
Organism: Candoia aspera
Lineage: Eukaryota; Metazoa; Chordata; Lepidosauria; Squamata; Candoiidae
Gene: EYA4
Product: EYA transcriptional coactivator and phosphatase 4
Exons: 18
Coding region: 45-1880 (611 amino acids)
Biological process (GO): multicellular organism development; negative regulation of extrinsic apoptotic signaling pathway in absence of ligand; cell differentiation
Cellular component (GO): nucleus
Molecular function (GO): protein tyrosine phosphatase activity
Source: RefSeq, a predicted model, not a curated record